AUGGACUUCCGCCAGGCCCUUGAAGCGGGAUCUUCGGCUUCUGCUUCCAGUGACACUCAAGAAGCCAUUUCGCAACCUUUGUACGACCUUUCGCUGCAAGUUGCUUCUCUUGAACAGCAGUUGCGUGCUGUACGCGCAGAGCUCAGCGACAUCCAGCGCGAGCUCCGGGGCCUGGAAGCUGAAAGGUACCAGCAUUCCCUCCGCCUGGGGUGGUUGGAAAGGCUUGUGCAGCGAUUGCAUCAGCUUCUUUUGCGGGGGAUGAGUGCUGAAGCUUUUUAUCCGGAUGAGGGGGCCGUCUCGCAGUCUGUUGAAUCAGGUCAGCAGGUCCCUCUGUCUGCCAUACCUGCCAGCCCAAUAUCUCCGAAUUCGGCUGUGUUUGAGGGCACACCUGAUCAGAGUCCCUUAGCGGCCUCCAUGAGCAACCCCGCCGAGGGCGAUGAUCUUACUGAGGAGCAACUGGGGGGCCUGAUGUCUCGCGAGGACACACAACUUCCCCCUGACGACGACCCGACUGCAGACCGAUUGGAACAGCAGCUUGCAGGCUUCAUUGCCUUCGGCGGCAGCGCAGGUGAUUGGCAUGCCAUGAACUCAGGUUUCAUUCUUGCAAGGCAUUCCCGUCAGGCGAUGCCGUGGGAAAGAGUGACGAGGCCCCGCUUGGGGCCCGGCUUCAUGUUCCAGGAGCCGUUGCUAGGUCGCUUCGACGGUCUUAGGAGGGCGGCGAUCCCCGCCCCUGCAGCAGGGCCGUGGGCAUGGGUGCCCAAAGGAACUUACGAGGCCAGGCGACUUCUCGCAGCAAGGUUUGCCAAAAGCGAUGACAUGCUUAGGCUUACCGCACUAAAGAAAAUUCGGCUCAUCGUGCUUUUCUUCCCGGAUGACUCGGAGCUUGGAAGGAACCUCGUGGGUUCUGCAGGCUCCCUGGUGGAGGAAUCCAUGCUGACCUCGACCAUCGAGGACACUUUUUCAGGCAGAGCCGCCAGCACCCUUCUGAAGCGUGCCUCAGAUUUCUCAAGGAUUUCCCCUCGUGUGCAGGGAGCAGCCAAGGCGAUGUCCCUGGCCAAACGGCCGCUCUGGCAAGCACCUCCCCUUCCGGUGGAGGCAGUGCGGCUCCUGGAAGAAUUGGUUCACGAGUCCGAGGAUUAUGCCAGGGCCAGCAUAGCAGGGUUCAUCCUUUUCUGCCUCUACUCCUCGGCUCGAUGGUCGGAUGCGGCUCGAGGGACUCACUUGAGCAUUGACGUGGCAGGUAACGGGCUUGUCCUUCUUGAGUGUUCGACAAAACAUUACAAGACGAAGGCCAAGGACCGAAAGGAUACCGUGCUGCCUUUGAUUGCACUGGGCAGUGGCUUAACUCAGCCCUCAUGGGGACGUGUCUGGAUGCGCAAGAGGGCCCUGGCAGGGCUACCAGACUGUGCCGUAAUCAUGCCGGCCAUGUCGCCGGGAGGGAACUUUCUAGGAAGGGCCAUGACGGCUGCGGAGGGUUCCUUGUGGCUUCGUGAGUUUUUGCACUUGCAGGGUUUCGCGGGGGAUCUUGAACAGUACAGCUCGCACAGCCUGAAAGCAACCGCCUUGUCCUGGACGGCCAAGAGCGGGACCAUGACCUACGAGGAGCGCCUUACCCAGGGGCAUCAUUGCAGUCCAAAGCACGGCAUGGCUCUCCUGUACUCGAGAGAUGCGCUUGCAGAAAUCAUAGUGAAGGUAGCCAAGGUCGUGAGUGCUGUGAGCAGGGGAGUGCUUAGUCCCGACCUCCCGCGAGCCGAGAGGGUCGCAAGAGCUCUGCAUGGCGAUCCAGCAGAUUUUGCACAUCUUCCUGAGACGACGGCUGAGGAUUUGCCGGCCGAAGAGCCUCAAGAUGAGAACAACUCCGAGGCUGGGUCUGACAUAACAAACCUCGACGGUCUCGAAGUGGACCUGGGGGCACCGGCCCCGGAGGAGGUCCGUCCUCGGCUUAGCUGCACGUUCUCGGGAGAGACCUACAUGCACGUCUUGAGUGGAGUGGUGCAUAAGUUGGUCAACCCCGGAAUUUUUAAGUGCGGCAGGAAGGUCACGGCGAACAUGCGUUUGAUGGGGCCUGAGGAGGCUCAGGAGAAUGUCUGCCAGCAGUGCGCAGCUUGA
Messenger RNA from Symbiodinium sp. CCMP2592, 2109 nucleotides. Lineage: Eukaryota; Dinophyceae; Suessiales; Symbiodiniaceae. The record is from the annotation of a GenBank genome assembly.